CCCGACUAUCAUGGUAGGCAUCCUCGAGUCGUUCGACACCAUGAACGUGUCACCAUCCAGCCCCGAUCCCGCGGUCUCUGCCCGUCCGACCGUAAACCAUGAACGUUUCUCUGAUAUGGACACCAGGAGCGUGAAGUUUAAGUUGGACGAUGGGACGAUGUACAACGUUCUCCGCCACUUCUUCGAGCAAUCGGCCUCUUUUGUGGAGGAGUAUCUGUCGGCUGGCGAUGUUGACGUCGUCGAACUGAAGGGCGUAUCGCGGGCCGAUUUCGAUCGGUUCCUUUCUUAUAUGUUUCCCUCGUCUCUCGGGAAGUGCGACAUCACCACGUCCGAAGAAUGGCUCUCCAUCCUGCGUCUCGCCGACAAAUGGAGGUUCACCGACCUGCGCGCCCAUGCCCUCGGGAUGCUCAAAUCCACCGCUUCCCCCAUCGACCGCAUCCUCAUCGCCCGCGAGUUCGACGUGCCCGAUUGGCUCCUCCCCGCCUUCAUCGAUAUCUGCAUGGCGCCGGAUCCACCAUCUGAGGCGGAGGCGGAGCAGCUCGGACUUUCUGCGCUCGUAAAGAUCGGACGCGUUAGGGAGCAGUACGUGCGCAUCGGAGGAGGGCUGCACCCCGAGCAUGAUCUUGUAAUCAUACGGCAGACCGUCAUUGAUGAGGGGUUGGUUUCGAAGCCCAUCAAGCCGAAGAAGGACCCACGUCAGCAACCGCUCCGCAGCGCGAUGAAAGCGCCUGGAAGGAGACUGGGUGGAUUGGGCUCAAUCGGCGGCGGUACACAGCUGCCAUACGAGGAUUCGAGUGUGUCUUCGACCGAGAGCUCUAGCGAUGAGUCCGAGCAGGACUUCCGCCCGCGAUGGGGCAAUGGAACGAAGGCCUCUCUUGAUGGUCUUGGAAGUGUAAAGGUCUCCAAGGCCAUGCGCGACGACGAUGAUAUGCUCCCUCCAAUCCCCUUCGCCCCUCUCUCUGAGUCGGUUCAAGCUCUUGCGGCGUCGCGAUGGACGCACCGGCCCGGUCCUAAGGAAGGAGGAUACUACGAAAUCAUACACGAAUCAACAUGCUAGCGCCGGUGCUGCAGUGUGCGGACAGAGGAAGCCUGUGACUGUUGGUAUAUACUUAUAAACAACUUGUACAUGGUCGAAAUCUCAAUUCUUCUUCGGCAGAAA
Schizophyllum commune H4-8 is the source of this 1159-nucleotide messenger RNA. RefSeq lists its product as uncharacterized. The transcript has 4 exons. NCBI's taxonomy places the organism in Eukaryota, Fungi, Basidiomycota, Agaricomycetes, Agaricales, Schizophyllaceae. The record is from RefSeq and is a predicted model, not a curated record. Bases 11 to 1057 code for a protein of 348 amino acids.